AUGAUUGAACAACUUCAUUUCAAGUGUAUUAUAACUGGUCCUUCUUUUGUUGGUAAGAGUGCACUACUACUACAAUACUGUGAGAAUGAGUUCUCCAACUCAUUGGACUCAACAAUUGGUUGUGAGUUCCAGGUCAAACAUGUUGAAAUCGAUACCACUCACAGAGUGAAGCUGGAAAUAUGGGAUACAGCAGGACAAGAAUCAUUCAGAGCAAUUACAAAUAAUUAUUAUCGUGGUGCACAUGUGGCGUUGUUGGUCUAUGAUAUAUCGAUGCGACAGACAUUCCAAACGAUUAGAUAUUGGCUGGAAGAGAUCAGGAAUAUGUCAGGUGAGGAUACAGCUAUAGUGUUGGUUGGUAACAAAUGUGAUUGUGCCGAUCAGAAAAGAAUGGUCACGAUGGAGGAGGCUCAGAUGUUUGCCAAAGAGCAUUCAAUACCAUUCUUUGAGACGAGUGCCAAGGACAACACAAACGUGGAGCAGGCAUUCACCUGCGCAGUUCGUCAAGUGAUCCAAUGGAUAAACGAAGGAAAGUUGGUCGUUGUAAACAAAAGACCUCAAUCACUAAUUCCACCUGAGAAGGAUAGUUCCACUGAUGGAGCUGGAAAGAAGUGUUGUAAAUAG
This is a messenger RNA of Acytostelium subglobosum LB1, 621 nucleotides long. RefSeq lists its product as hypothetical. The coding region runs from base 1 to 621 and encodes 206 amino acids. The record is from RefSeq and is a predicted model, not a curated record. Gene Ontology annotation, cellular component: Golgi apparatus. The transcript has 4 exons. Gene Ontology annotation, molecular function: GTPase activity; GTP binding. NCBI's taxonomy places the organism in Eukaryota, Evosea, Eumycetozoa, Acytosteliales, Acytosteliaceae.